Messenger RNA from Ilex paraguariensis (yerba mate), 646 nucleotides. NCBI's taxonomy places the organism in Eukaryota, Viridiplantae, Streptophyta, Magnoliopsida, Aquifoliales, Aquifoliaceae. The record is from the annotation of a GenBank genome assembly.
CUGAUAUCGUGAUUUUGCAAGAAUGUCGUGAUUUUACAGGUACUUAACAACAUCACCAGGUGGAUGAAUUUAUAUAAAGCAUUGGCUCCUCAUAAUCAACCUGUGUCGUUGCUCAUCAUCAACCACAACCGACACCCACAGAAACUUGUCCUCACAAAUGGAUAAGCCAUCAAAAACUCUGAUGUUUUGUUUAGUUGUAAUACUCAUAGCCAUGGCGGUGGUUCACAGCAACUCUGAAGAAGGUCCCAAAGAAGUUGAAGAAUGGUUCGAAAACUUGAGCCUUGCAAAGCCAAAGUUGACCAAGCUUCACUUUUACUUCCACGACUUGAGGUGGGACUACUCUGUGUCAUUAACUUCGUCUUCACAUAUGGAGAGUACAAUGGUAGCUCUCUUGACACUUUUGGGCCAGAACCCGGUAGAGCAUCCCAUCCGUGAGGUUCCAAUCGUCGGUGGGUCUGGUGUUUUCCGACUGGCCCUUGGAGUUGCUGUGUUUAAGACCUAUUUCUUCAAUUUUUCCGACUUUAAUUCUACUGUGGAGGUCAAUGUUGUAGCUAUGCACUACUAAGUUUUGGCAGCAUGAACAUUCUUUGUUGUUGUUGUUUUCUGAAAAGAUCACGUAUUGUAUUUGCUUUGCUCGAAAGUGUUG